Molecule: messenger RNA, 2479 nt
Organism: Aspergillus uvarum CBS 121591
Lineage: Eukaryota; Fungi; Ascomycota; Eurotiomycetes; Eurotiales; Aspergillaceae
Product: fungal specific transcription factor domain-containing protein
Exons: 7
Coding region: 374-2479 (701 amino acids)
Biological process (GO): DNA-templated transcription
Molecular function (GO): zinc ion binding; DNA binding
Source: RefSeq, a predicted model, not a curated record
GUUUUUUCGGGGGAGGUGUUGGUGAAGUUGAGCCCGACGUCGUAGACGAUGCCGUGGUGGUGCAUUCUGGUGGUGGUCUUUGGUGGUUUGGAGAUUUGGGGGUUUGGUGGGGGGGUGGAGAGGUGAGGAUGAGAUGCGUAGGGAUCUAGAUGAAGGGUAUGUGUAUGUUUGAGGUGGAUCGAGGAGGUGUUUUUUAUACUCUCUAUACAUGCUUCUGGAUAGGGUUGAGGCCCGGACAGCGCAGUCUUGGCGUUCCGAGGUCCGUGAAAACUCUCUCUCCGUCUCGGGCUGGCUCGACUUCACUCGUUGACACCCAUUGACCGUUUGUCUUUUCGGUUGAGCAAUGACUGGUGGAACUUGUACUUGAGUCCUCAUGUUCGGUAUUACUGGUAGUAGCAAGAGGGCAAGGCAGGAAGAUCUUGAUGAGGGUUCCCCUGAGGUGGAGAAGGUGGCUUGUGAUCGUUGUCGUCAGCGGAAGGUGCGAGAUUUCGAAUAUCAACACCUUCCAGACUUAAACAUUGAUUGCUUGUUGACAGACCAAGUGCGAUCGCGGUCGGACUGUACCUACAACCGGGGGCAUAAGUUUAAAGAGAAGCGACAACGCGUUCUUAUUUCCAGCGUUUACGAGAGGAGACUGGAGUACAUCGCGAAUAAGCUUGAUCACCUCGCAGAGGUAGUUGGCCGACUGAGCCAUGAGCACUCCAGCCAUGCGACUUCAGCCGGACUGCGUCUGCCAUUGCAGCCUUCAUUCCACCAACCCAGCCAGCCAUCUUCGUCUGCUUCUACACACGUGGAAGGAAUCGAAUCGACCCUUUUCGCCCAUGUGAUCUUCACUGCGAAAUGCCUCCAAGCGGCGGUGAUGGACACCCACCUUCCCUAUAGCGAUGUCCCCGAGUUGACUACCGCACUGAACAGCCUGUGGGACACGAUAACUGCUCAGACACAACAGAACCAGAUAUUAGAAUGUUCGCAGCCGUUUGCGGAGCUGCUUCCCCGAAACUUGACCCCAGACUUGAAAGACUUGCCGAUCCCCUCCCUGGACCGGAUCAUGGCCUGCUUGAGACUCGCUCACGAAUGUUCAUCCAGUCAGCUCUAUUGGCCCUUCGAGUUCGGAUCCCUGGGCGACUUCACCCACUACGUGAUCCGAGCGUGCUCGCCGGGCCCGAUCACCGAUAUGGAGCUGAUCAUUGUGCACUACGUGCUUGCCUGGCUGUUCGCCGAAUGCGCAAACCUCAAGAGAGGUGACCUCCUGCUCAAGCAGGAUUACGAGGCCGAAGCCCUCAUUUGCCGACAGAGUCUGGAAACCCUUCUGGGUAGUCUGUCCUUCCAUGUAGCUACAAGCUUGGACGCUGUGUGUGCUAUGUACAUGGCUACAAUCCACUGUCUCCAGCACGGCAAACCCUUUACCGCAUGGUCCUUCAUCUCCAAGGCUUCACUUAUCAGCCAGGCCCUCGGGCUACACAGCCCUCAUGCUACCAUGGGCCCCGCUGGACUAGAAGAAGCCGAAGAGGAUGAAGAUAAGAUCCAGCGGAAGAUGCGCCUCUUCUGGGCGGUCUACGUCCUCGAGAAAGCCCUCGCCCUGCGUCUGGGCCGGCCGUCCACGAUCCACGACGCCGACAUCACGCUACCAAAACUCCGUCUCGACCGCCGGAUGGCCUCCCUUCUCCACAACCGGCUGCCGGACUGGAUCGAGGUGGCCGGUCUGUACGGACGGGCGUACGACGAGAUCUGUAGUCCGAAGAAGCUGGCGCAGACGGCGGCUGUGCGGGAGUCUCGGAUCCGCGCUGUGGCGCGUGAGUGGGAGGGAGUCAUUGCCGCGCGGGGGGAUUUGUAUAAACACCCCGAACAAUGGACCAGCGAUGCCCUUGCCCCCGGCCUGAGUGAUUUCAUCAUCCACGCCAACCGGGCGACUGAGUACUCGGUCCUGGCGUCGAUCUAUCGAGCUAUCCCCCCUGAAACAGAACCUCCUUCUUCAGCGCCUUCUUCCGGUGAUAAGGGCAUAAAACCUAGUCCUGAAUCCCUCGCCGCAGCAAGACUCUCCCUCGCUGAGACAGACGCCUGCAUCACCACCAUGCUUGCCGCCGACGCCGACGCCGCCCCCGCGGCGUGGCCGUCCUCUCCUGGCUUCGAUGUCUGGCUCACCGAGAAUUUACUCGUUGCGCCGGUCAUGCCCUUUUUGAUCCUGCUCGGUGGGCUCGUGCACUCGCCUGGUUCUGAGGAGUCGGAUCUGGAUAUCUUAAGGCGGAUCGUCGAUGGAGUGGGUCGGCUGGUGCGCGUGCCUCGGUACGCGCGGUGUCGGAAGUAUGGACGGGUUUUUCGGGUCUUGUACGAUGUUACUGCUGCGUUUGUGGAGGUGAGAGGUAAAAGGAGGAUGGAUAGGUUUGUUGGAGAGUUGGGGGUCGGUGUCGGUGAGGGAGGCGAGUUGGGUGGGCUGGGGGAUCUGGAUGCGUAUUUGGAUUGGAGUGGGGGUGGUUGGUGA